Molecule: messenger RNA, 528 nt
Organism: Ochotona princeps (American pika)
Lineage: Eukaryota; Metazoa; Chordata; Mammalia; Lagomorpha; Ochotonidae
Product: regenerating islet-derived protein 3-gamma
Exons: 5
Coding region: 1-528 (175 amino acids)
Biological process (GO): response to peptide hormone; venom-mediated disruption of cell wall in another organism; antimicrobial humoral immune response mediated by antimicrobial peptide
Molecular function (GO): oligosaccharide binding; signaling receptor activity; peptidoglycan binding
Source: RefSeq, a predicted model, not a curated record
AUGCUGUUUCCCAUGGGGCUCACCAGAGUAUCCUGGAUGCUGGUCUCUUGCCUGAUGCUCCUGUCUCAGGUCCAAGGUGAAGACUCACAGAAAGAUGUGGCAUCACCAAAGAUCAGCUGCCCCAGUGGCUCCAAGGUCUAUGGGUGCUAUUGCUAUGCUGUCUUUGUAACACCAAAAUCUUGGACAGAUGCAGAGUUGGCCUGCCAGAAGUGGUCCUCAGGCCACCUGGUGUCUGUGCUCACAGCAGGCGAGGCUUCCUUUGUGUCCUCCCUGGUCAGGAGCACUGCCAACUCCUACAGUUACAUCUGGAUUGGGCUCCAUGACCCUACACAGGGCACCGAAGACAAUGCAGAAGGAUGGGAGUGGGUUAGCCUUGAUGUGACAAAUUACUCUGCCUGGGAGAGAAACCCUUCCACUGCCGCAAACCGAGGUUACUGUGGGAGCCUGUCACUAAGCUCAACAUUUCUGAAGUGGAGAGAUUAUAACUGUGACUCACACUUGCCCUACAUCUGUAAGUUCAAGGGCUAA